GAAGUGAGAGGAGGUUAGCCCUGAGUGCCAUCGCGUCGCGCCGCAGGUACCUAGUCUGUUAGGUGCGCCGCGGCCGGGGGCGGGUGGCGUGAGUGGCGACAUUCUAGCGCAACAGCAGUGUCUGUUUACCUCCCAUUCAUAACAAACCGCUGUCAAGGCUGUAGAAGAUGGUGCUGAAGCUGUACGCGGUGUCGGACGGCCCGCCGUCGCUGUCGGUGCGGCAGACCCUGGCGGCGCUGCAGCUGCCCCACGAGCUGGUCUCCGUGGACUACGGCGCCGGCGAGCACCUCACCGAGGGAUAUGCUCAGGUAGGAGCACAGAUGAAUCCGCAGAAAGAGAUUCCUGUUCUAGACGAUGACGGGUUUUUCCUCAGUGAAAGUAAUGCUAUAAUGCAAUACUUAUGCGACAAAUAUAAAAGAGACAGCCCUCUCUACCCGACGGAAGCUAAAGCUAGAGCAAUAAUUAACCAAAGAAUGUGUUUUAACUUGGCAUCGUACUACGCUAAUAUAUCUGCCUAUACGCUGGCGCCAAUAUUCUUCGACUACGAGCGGUCGUCGCUGGGGCUGAAGAAGGUGCACCUGGUGCUGGAGGUGUUCGACACGUACCUGGCGCGGCUGGGCGCGCGCCACGCCGCCGCCGACCACCUCACCAUCGCCGACUUCCCGCUCGUCAACUCCACCAUGACGCUGGAGGCCAUCAAUGUCGACUUCUCCAAGUAUGAGAGGGUUCAUAAAUGGUACAAUGACUUCAAGAGGAAUUACCCUGACCUGUGGAAGAUUUCUGAAGAUGCCAUGAAGGAACUGAAACAGUUUUCUGCUCACCCUCCAGAUUUAUCCAAUUUAAAUCAUCCCUUCCACCCAAUUAGGCAUUGAUUUUAUCAUGUUAUGCCUUACAAUCUGCUUCUAUACAGGUAUUUCUUUUAGGUAAGAAUAAGAUGUUAACAUGAAAUACUCUUGUAGACUUAGAAAUAGCACAUAAUUAUAUGUAAUUAUGAAACGCAUCGUUUCAGGUAUCCCAAACACGACUUACUGCAGCAAUCAGAAUGGCCAACACACUGAAAAUA
This is a messenger RNA of Plutella xylostella (diamondback moth), 1063 nucleotides long. The record is from RefSeq and is a predicted model, not a curated record. NCBI's taxonomy places the organism in Eukaryota, Metazoa, Arthropoda, Insecta, Lepidoptera, Plutellidae.